AAAGUGCCUCUAAAACACUAGUUCUCUCCUUCCCGUCAAGUCUUAAGAGAGAAAUAACAUUUCUUCAUCAUGAUUGGUCCAUCGAAGGCCACUCAGUUUUUGAACGCAACCUUGGCUGUGUUCCAAAAUUCACUGCUAGCAUUAAAAAAAUCUAUAUAGUCCAUAUUACGUACACUCUUAAUACAUUGGCAGUGAAUAUUGGAACAUUGAUGGCUACCUCGAUGUUCUUCUAACCUCACUUAAACACUCAGUCACAUACCGUGAUUUAGAAAAUAAAUAUGACGCAUAUUUCUCGAUUUCCUCUGCAUCCUUCAUCUGGCACAGGUAUUGUUGGACGGUUUAGGACGUCGAUACGUUUUGUUCGCUAUGGCUGCGCCAACCGACCGUUUUAUCAUAUCAUCGUAAUGAAUGUAAAACAACACCAAAAGCGACCACCGAUAGAACAACUCGGCACCUAUGAUCCUAUUCCAAAUAAGUACAGUGAGAGAUUGGUGUCAUUCAAUUUCGAAAGAAUACAAUAUUGGUUAGCCAAAGGGUCACAGAUAUCCACACCUGUAGCAGAAUUAUUAGGAGUUGCUGGAUUUUUUCCUAUUCAUCCAAGAACAUACAUGAGAGCAUGGAGAAGACGCAGGAAUGCCACUGAGAAAGCUACCCUGGAAAAUAUAUCUGAAAAACAAGCUGAAUCUGUAAAUUAAAACAUUUUCCAUAUGUUGCUUUAGUUUGGACCUAUUAGUUCUAUAUAUAUAUACAUGCGUCAAUUUUUCAUAACAGAGCAUUAUUAUCACUGCGUUUAGAAUAGGAGCGAUACUAAGAAUGCUCACAUUUUUUGUCAGUGUGCGAAAAUCAUUAUAAGCGCGUUCAGAGAACGGGGCUGUAUUUUUUUCUGAGAAGUAUAAUGAAAUUAAAAUACCUCAUAAUACAAUGUAAA
Messenger RNA from Dinoponera quadriceps, 928 nucleotides. It is a transcript of the gene mRpS16, whose product is annotated as probable 28S ribosomal protein S16, mitochondrial. Gene Ontology annotation, molecular function: structural constituent of ribosome. Gene Ontology annotation, cellular component: mitochondrial small ribosomal subunit; ribosome. The transcript is spliced from 3 exons. NCBI's taxonomy places the organism in Eukaryota, Metazoa, Arthropoda, Insecta, Hymenoptera, Formicidae. The record is from RefSeq and is a predicted model, not a curated record. Gene Ontology annotation, biological process: mitochondrial translation. Bases 279 to 695 code for a protein of 138 amino acids.